GAGCAGACCCACUGAUCAACAACACGACGUGUGUGUAAAGAGUGAACUUCCUUCCUUUCUCUCAGUACUACGGUCGAGUGCUCUGUCUGAGGCAGAGCUACUUCGAUCAGAAGGCCAAAGAUGAAGAUGUUGGAUUAUUCUGCGGGAAGGUUGCACGUCUUUUUUGUAGUUUUACUUCAGUUCGUAGUCGUUACCCACUCCUCAGCUGCUAUAAAUACAACAUGGGAAGAGUGGAAGAUGAAACACAGCAAGGUUUACGACAACGAGACGGAGUUCAGCUACAGGAGAGCAGUGUGGACAAAGAACAUGAACUUAGUGCUGAAACACAACCAGGAAGCUGCAGCAGGGAAACACAGCUUCACUCUGGGGUUAAAUCCCCUCUCUGACAUGACAGCAGAGGAGAUCAACCAGAAGCUGAAUGGCUUCAAGGUGGAAGAGGCUGUUCAUUUAAGAAAUUAUACCUUUAAGGAAUUACAUUUCCUUCCAGUGCCUCAGAGUGUGGACUGGAGGACAGAUGGUCUGGUCAGCCCCGUCCGAAACCAAGGUUCCUGUGGGUCCUGCUGGGCCUUCAGCUCCAUGGGAGCUCUGGAGGGUCAAAUGAAGAGACGGACCGGUGUACUGGUUCCUCUGAGUCCACAGAACCUCAUCGACUGCAGCACCACGGAUGGAAACUAUGGCUGCAGGGGAGGCUUCAUCUCCAAAGCCUUCAGCUACGUCAUCCGCAACACAGGCGUGGAUUCAGAGAGAUUUUACCCGUAUGAGCAAAAGAACGGGAAAUGUCGUUACUCAGUUAAAGGGAAAGCUGGCUCCUGCUCUGACUUUCACAUCCUUCCACACGGAGACGAAAAAACUCUGCAGGCUGUGGUGGCGUCGGUCGGACCUGUGGCCGUGGCGGUGAACGCCAUGCUGUCGUCGUUCCAUCUGUACAGAGGAGGUUUAUACAAUGUUCCCAGCUGCAACCCACGCCUCAUCAAUCACGCCGUGCUGGUGGUGGGCUACGGCACAGACGCAGGACAGGAAUACUGGCUGGUGAAGAACAGUUGGGGAACGGCGUGGGGAGAGGAGGGAUUUAUUCGACUGGCAAAGAACAAAAACAACCUCUGUGGCAUCGCCAGCUUUGCAGUUUAUCCAACACUGUGACAAAGUCAUCGUUCAAUGUUGUCAACAUCACGUUGAACCGAAACAGAUGCUAAAUAGUAAAUAACUAAAUAGUUGGGGAUUCUAAACUAAUUUUAUUAAUAUUUUUUGAAAUGCUGAUGAUGUCGUUUGCACCAGGUCACAGCCUGAACUUUGCUCUGAUUUAUUUGUUUUUUAAACGUCCGUGGUUGAAAAACAUGAUUAAAUUAAACAUAAAACUUGUUUAAAACUC
This is a messenger RNA of Cynoglossus semilaevis (tongue sole), 1369 nucleotides long. RefSeq names its product cathepsin L1-like. The transcript has 8 exons. Lineage: Eukaryota; Metazoa; Chordata; Actinopteri; Pleuronectiformes; Cynoglossidae. The record is from RefSeq and is a predicted model, not a curated record. Gene Ontology annotation, biological process: proteolysis. The coding region runs from base 121 to 1140 and encodes 339 amino acids. Gene Ontology annotation, molecular function: cysteine-type peptidase activity.